GGCGCGGCGCCGGCAGCCCCCGCCCGCCUGCCCCCGCCACGGGCGCCGCGAGCUCUAGACGGGGAUUUUUUCGUUUUUCUUCGCUUUUUUGGGCAAAGCCGGAGCAACCGGCGACUCUCUCUCCCUUCCCUUCCCCCCACCUUUAUUUUAUCCUUUUUUUUUCUUCUUCUUCUCAGUUUUGAUUUUUUUCUUUUCGACCCGAUUUUUCUGUAAAUUUUCUCGCAGCGGGCGGAGGCGCGGCCGGCGCAUCCCCCGCGGGAGGCGGCGGGACCCGCGGCCCCAGCGCGGAGACUGGCGCAUGCCACAGCCCGCCUCGGCUCCGCUGCCCCCCCGCCGCUGCCCCCCGCCGCCGCCGCAUCCCGCCUGCCGGCCCCUUCAUGCUCGGCGGACGACAUGCCCGUUUUGUAGCCGGGGGCCCCUCCUCUCGUCCCGCAUGUUCAGGACCAAACGCUCGGUGCUCGUCCGGCGGCUCUGGCGGAGCCGCGCGCCCGGCGGCGAGGAGGAGGAGGAGGCGGCGGCGGGCGAGCCCGGCGCGGCGGCGGCGGUGGCCGACCCCCGGGCGCACUUGGGCGGGGGGCGCGGGUGCUGCCCGGGCAAGGCGGGCCGCGGCGGGCGGGCGGCGGCGGGCGCGGAGGCGGAACUGAAGGCGCUGACCCACGCCGUGCUGAAGCGGCUGAAGGAGCGGCAGCUGGAGGGGCUGCUGCACGCCGUGGAGUCCCGCGGCGGGGCGCGGACCCCCUGCCUGCUGCUGCCCGCCAAGGCCGACUCGCGGCUGGGACAGCACUGGUACCCGCUGCCCGUGCUGCUGUGCAAGGUGUUCCGCUGGCCCGACCUCCGCCACUGCUCCGAAGUGAAGCGGCUAUGUUGCUGUGAAUCCUACGGCAAGGCUCACUCCGAGCUCGUCUGCUGCAACCCGCACCACCUCAGCCGGCUCUGCGAGCUAGAGUCUCCCCCUCCACCCUACUCCAGAUAUCCAAUGGAUUUUCUCAAACCAACUGCAGAUUGUCCAGACUCUGUGCCUUCCUCCACUGAAACAGGGGGAACUAAUUGUCUAGCCCCUGGGGGGCUCUCAGAUUCUCAAGUUCUUCAGGAGCCAGGGGAUAGAUCACACUGGUGUGUGGUGGCAUACUGGGAAGAGAAGACACGCGUGGGUCGGCUGUACUCUGUCCAAGAGCCCUCCCUGGAUAUCUUCUAUGAUCUACCUCAGGGGAAUGGUUUCUGCCUCGGACAGCUCAACUCGGACAACAAGAGCCAGCUGGUGCAGAAGGUGCGCAGCAAGAUCGGCUACGGCAUCCAGCUCACCAAGGAAGUGGACGGCGUGUGGGUGUACAACCGCAGCAGUUACCCCAUCUUCAUCAAGUCGGCCACACUGGACAACCCUGACUCCAGGACGUUGCUGGUUCACAAAGUGUUCCCAGGGUUUUCCAUCAAGGCUUUCGACUACGAGAAGGCGUACACCUUGCAGAGACCCAACGACCACGAGUUCACGCAGCAGCCGUGGACGGGAUUCACCGUGCAGAUCAGCUUUGUGAAAGGCUGGGGCCAGUGCUACACCAGACAGUUCAUCAGCAGUUGCCCCUGCUGGUUGGAGGUUAUUUUCAACAACCGAUGACUCAAGACAGAGUGAACUCAUGACAUCUAUACUACUUUGCUGCUAUUACUUCCUUCUGAGUGCUUGCUUUUCAUGCAGACUUUUUUUUGGUUGUUUUUUUGUUUCGUUUUGUUUUUGUUGUUCGCCCUUCUUCGUUUUGAGAAAUAGCUUAUGAAAGAUGAUUUUUUGUUGUUGUUGUUGUUGUUUGUUUUUUUUGUUGUUGUUGUUUUUGCCUUUGGGGUAUUUUGAUAAAUAUAUCUAUUUUUUAAAAGUGUGAAUGACCAAUAACUCUCAGAAGGGCGAGAGAAGGGUGCAGUGGGGAUAGAUCACAUGAGAUAAUUACUUCACGCCUCUCAAAAAGGAUUAUUCAAUGGGGAUCGAUGGAUUUGAAAGCCACUAGCUCUAUGUUACAGCUCCUUCCUUUGGACAGCACAAGGAGAUGACUGUGUUUCUGUAGGCACCACCUUCCCAGUGACGGUGACACCGAGACCCCUUCCCCAGCAGUGCUAACCCCGCGUUGCCGCCGAAGGAUGGUGCAAAACCUUCCCAGACAGGUCCUUUACCGACCUUUCGUGUUUCUCUUGUUGCUGGGUUCGUGUCUUGUCACUGUGUUUGUUGUUCCACUGCUUUUUCUAUGUUUGUUAUGAUCGUUGAUUGAUGUAAACGGGAGAGAACAACAGUGGAGGGGACUCCGGGCAUGGCCCGUGCUUUGAUCAUUUGAGCUGAGAUGAGAAGUGACAGAAUUCUAAACCUAAAAAAAAAAAUAAUUUAAAAUUAAAACUAAAGAAAAACAAGUGGGAAAAACAAGAGAAAAAGUGUUCACAACAGUCGGUGUGUCAUAACCUGCUUAGAUCAGGUUAUCCAGGUACCAUCUUAUCUGGAAAUGCAGUUGUGCUUUCAUUUCUUCUUGAAUUCAUACACGAGUAUGAUACUUUUACACUGUUCUUAGCUCAAUGAGCAUGUUUAGACCUUAACAUAAGCUAUUUUUCUAAAUAUAAAGGUUUAAUUGAACAAGAGAGCAUUCUUCUUGGAACUUUAGCAUUGUAGUGCUUUGGAAAAACACCCACACAAAAGAAAAGACUCCUUAAAAAACCCUGAGAUUUAUUAAAGAAAAAAAUGUAUUUUAUGUUAUAUAUAAAUAUAUUAUUACUUGUAAAUAUAAAGACGUUUUAUAAGCAUCAUUAUUUAUGUAUUGUGCAAUGUGUAUAAACGAGAAAAAAGUAAGAAAGAUGCACUUUGCUUUAAUAUAAAUGCAGAUAACAAAUGCCAAAUUAAAAAAAAAAAAAGAGAACACAAGAUUGAUGUUUUUUCUAUGGGUGUUAUCAUCCAGCUGAAUGUUUCUUUUUCUAAAGGAGUCUAUGUUCCAUUAAAAAAUAAAAAUGUACACUU
This is a messenger RNA of Camarhynchus parvulus, 2980 nucleotides long. It is a transcript of the gene SMAD7, whose product is annotated as SMAD family member 7. Gene Ontology annotation, cellular component: heteromeric SMAD protein complex. NCBI's taxonomy places the organism in Eukaryota, Metazoa, Chordata, Aves, Passeriformes, Thraupidae. Gene Ontology annotation, molecular function: transcription regulator inhibitor activity; I-SMAD binding. Gene Ontology annotation, biological process: cell differentiation; SMAD protein signal transduction; BMP signaling pathway. The record is from RefSeq and is a predicted model, not a curated record.